AUGGCAAGUACCACCGUUGACUUCCUGGUGCUGCGACUCGACCUUGACACGCUUCUCGGAUUGUCUCCCACAUCUCCAUAUGGAAACAAGAUCAAACUCACCCUCGCGGAGAAGGGACUACCUUACACUGUGAAACCAACUCUACCCUUUGCAAUCACGGUCUCACCAAAAGCUGAAGUACCCUACAUCGAGGAUGGACAAGUAGUCUUGACCGAGUCUCGAAUCAUCUGCGAGUACUUGGAAGACAAGUAUCCUGAACACAAGAUGUUGCCAUCUGAUCCAAUGGAGAAGGCUAAACUGAGAGCCAUUAUUGAUGUAGUGGAUUCACUUGUAGAAGGUAUCAACUGGGGUUUGGCUGAAAUCCACUUCUGGCAAAGAGCUGGCCCGGAUGGACCACUUCGAGAAACAAUCCUGGCCAACGCCAAGUCCCAAACCGAGAACUACAUGAAGUGGCUAUCUACUCAGCUGGGCGACAAGCAAUGGUUUGGAGGAGACAUGUUCUCAUUGGCCGAUACUGCUGUUGCCAGUCAUAUGGUCAACACCGAAAUCUUUGCUCUCACACCAGACGCAUCUACUCCUAUUGGGAAGUGGUGGGAACGUGCCAAACAACGUAAAAGUGUCGCAGCUUUACUAGCUGAAAAAGAACACGAGAACGGGGGUGUUGGGCCCGCUUCUGAUAAUGCCAAAGCUGCUCGAGAAAUGUUGUACGAAAAGAAGAUGUUCAAACGCCAAUAUCGUGACCAUAGACUCGAAUGGAUGGUUCGAUCUGGGGGAAUCAGUAUCGUUGACGAAGGAGUCAAGGCUGGUAACAUUCGGUUUACAGAGGAUGACAAGUUUGGUGCAGCCGGACCAAUGUGA
This is a messenger RNA of Synchytrium microbalum, 858 nucleotides long. RefSeq lists its product as uncharacterized. The transcript has 5 exons. NCBI's taxonomy places the organism in Eukaryota, Fungi, Chytridiomycota, Chytridiomycetes, Synchytriales, Synchytriaceae. Bases 1 to 858 code for a protein of 285 amino acids. The record is from RefSeq and is a predicted model, not a curated record. Gene Ontology annotation, cellular component: cytoplasm.